This is a messenger RNA of Trichoplax adhaerens, 1632 nucleotides long. RefSeq lists its product as uncharacterized. Lineage: Eukaryota; Metazoa; Placozoa; Uniplacotomia; Trichoplacea; Trichoplacidae. The transcript has 14 exons. Gene Ontology annotation, cellular component: anaphase-promoting complex. Gene Ontology annotation, molecular function: protein binding. The coding region runs from base 1 to 1632 and encodes 543 amino acids. The record is from RefSeq and is a predicted model, not a curated record. Gene Ontology annotation, biological process: cell division.
AUGGAUAUUACAUUUAACAGGUUGGCAGAACUUGGCAGUCAUUUGUCCAGCUCAGAGGCUGAUAAAUUAUCGUCAACUGUUUUGACGGAAGAUGAUAACUUUGAAACUGAAUAUGACCUUUAUGUGCUGACAAAAUCUUAUUUCGACUGUAAAGAGUAUCAACGUGCAUAUAAGGUUUCAUCUAACUGUAAAAGCCAAAAGUUGUAUUUUCUGAGAUUGUAUUCAUGGUAUAUGUCUGGGCAGAAAAAGCAACGUGAUGACCAAGUUGGAUUUACAUCGGUAGACAAGGUUUGCAAUCAAGAGUUGUAUAAAUUAGAAAAAGAACUGAAAGAGAAUUUACCCUCAUUGGAUGGAUACUGUCUAUAUUUAUACGGCGUUGUUCUAAAAGAAUUGGAUUUCAAAGAAGAAGCAAUUAAGAUUUUAGUUGAUGCCAUCAAUAAACGCCCUUUAUUAUGGUGUGCUUGGGAAGAAUUAAUACCUUUAUGCUCCGAUGUAGAAAUGGUAAUGUCAUUAUCCUUACCAGAUCAUUGGAUUAAGACUUUCUUUUUAGCAAGUGUUCAUAAUGAGCUGCAUUGCGCUGAAGAGGCACUGGUUUAUUGUCAAUCCUUGAAAGACCUUGGUUUUCAAUCAAGUUUACAUGUGAAGUCCCUUAUUGCAUUUAGUUACUAUAAUGUUAGAGAUUAUGACAAUGCCGAAGAUUAUUUCGAAGAGCUUCAUAAGGCAUAUCCUCUCCGCUUGGAAAAUAUGGACAUUUACUCUAAUAUAUUAUACGUCAAAGAAAAGAAGAUUGAACUAUCUGACUUAGCUCAUCAUGUUUCGUCAAUCGACAAAUUUUCUGUAAUUAGCUGCUAUGUUGUAGGUAAUUAUUACAGUUUAAUUGGACAACACAAAAAGGCCUUACGGUAUUUCCAGCGAGCACUUACUCUGAAUCCAAGAUAUUUAUUUAUCUGGACAUUAAUUGGACAUGAAUAUAUGGAAUUAGCAAAUACUUCAGCCGCGAUAGAAGCUUACCGAAAAGCGAUUGAAAUAAAUCGAAAUGACUUCAGGGCCUGGUAUGGCUUAGGACAAGCUUACGAAAUUUUAAAGAUGCCUUACUAUAGUCUAUUCUAUUAUAAGCGAGCUCAAGCUUUAAGACCAAAUGAUUCUAGAAUGUGGACUGCACUUGGCGAUAUUAAUAUAACAAUUAAUAAAUUGGACGAUGCAAAGCGGUGCUUUUUAAGAGCAUUGUCUGUAGGUGUAGUGGUAGGGGACACGUGCUUAAAGUUAGCCAGAUUAAUGGAAAAGUCAGGAGACGAAAGUGGAGCAGAAGUAUAUUUCUUACGCUUCAUCGAAAUUAGUACUUCUUCUGUAGCUGUAAGAAAAGAUACGUAUCUUUGCCAUCGAUACUUAGCAAAUUACUACCUAAAAAAGGCAAACUAUGAUUCAGCGUUAUACCAUGCCCAAAAGUGCUGUGAAUUCACGGAGACGUGUGAGGAGGGAAAAUCAGUCCUGCUUCAAUUGUCUAGAUUAGCACCAACCGCCAAGCCAGUUAGUAACUGGAACAAUGUAUCAAAUCUAGAUGAAGAUUAUCAGAAUCAAUCCUCAGUUAUGAACUUAACUGAUAUUGGCGAAGAUUCCAUGGCUUUACCGUAA